CCCCGCCUGAAUACUCAAGUGAUGUAAGCCCGGCAGACCCCAUUGGCCACCUGCACAGCCCGGCUUCCCUACUACAGUUAUAAAUCAGCAGGUCUCCCAACAAGCAUGACACGAUCCAUCACACUCAUCCAUGCUACUAUUGCUUUGAUUUCUCCUAUUUCCUUUUCUCCUCGUUUCUUAAGUUCUGCUCACUUGCUAAUCUAUCCCUAAACCACUAUCCUCCAUCUGACUAAGCCUUAUCCACACACAUUUUUACAUCGCUAUCGGUAUUGAUCGUCAUCAUGACACUCUUGACCAGCCAGACUUCAGAAGGUUCAGGAUCACCCCCUGAUGCCGAUACACCAACGGCAGGCUCUAGCUCUAGCUUGGGCCCCGUACCCAGCGGUCAGCUGAGUUCUAGGGCGCGGGUCUCGGGUAUUGCCCGCGAAUCGCAAGCCUCUGCUGCCAGGAGGGACAGAGACAACAACAGACUGCACAUCACGGCAGACAGUAUGCGUUUGUCCGUCAACCACCGUUACAAGCACUUUCAGGCACCAAUUGUGACUUUUGAGUGGGACAUGCAUGAUCUAUGGCACACAUACUACCUCGCGAGCAAGCACAUCUCGGCCCAGCACCCUGCCCAGGAUCGUCUUGCACUGCAACUCAUUGCACUGAAAGGGCAGGGUGUUUUGAAUCGCCCUAAUCCUAAAAAAGAGAGCGCAACAACUGCCAUAGAAGUUGAAGAGGCUAUGACAGCCAACGGUCGUAUCUGGGCUGACUUGCCAUUUUUAGUCGGCGACAUGACCCAGUACUGGAUCACUGACUUUCCCAAGAUGAGUGCGGCACAACGUCUCAACUUUGCCCAGUUUCUAGCUAAGCUCGCUAAGGUGUCUUUGAUCGCAGAAGAUGACCUUUGCGGCAUCGGGCUUGUAGUGCUCCGCGAUGCGCUCGAGACCACCAGACCCCUAGGUCAGAUGCAGCUAGAGGAAGGAGCGGUCAUCCAUGCGAUCGACGAGGAGGAUGUCCUCCGAAGAGCCCACGAUAUCAGCAUUGCUGGCUUACUGCCCAGCGCGAAUGCUUGGCUGUUUGAAGCAGGUGCAAAGCUCAUCCAGCUUUCCGACCAGAACUGGAACAACUGCACAACUGCAAGUGGUAUAGCUGGGGAGCCUAUUGGGAUGCAUGCCCCUGGUUUCAGCUCUCAGCGGUGGCUAUACUGGCUGAGACGACUCGAGGAAAUCGCUAAUGCUGCUGCAUCUCAUUCGCCAGACCUAUCCGACUAUGCCGCGAAGAUGGUGGGAAAUAUGCUUGCCGCCGUGGAAGAGGCCGACGACGCGAGUUUAGUGAAAAGAGCUGUCCGAGAGAACCGGUCGGCUACCGACAAGCGGAAUCAUGCCCAUAUACAGCUUUUGGGCGCACCCGGACAUGGGUAAACAGCGCUUGGCAGGGGCACUGCAUAUGCAUGUAAUCAUAUACAAUAGAGACAUAGCAUUGUGUCUUCAACGUACUGAUUUUCUUCCUAAAAGCCAGGAGUCAUACACGUACUACGCGCCACAUCACACCUAAUCUGACCAUUCCAAUAAUCUUCAAUGGCAUAUUACCUUUGACAGAGGGGACUCUUCCCGUUCUCCAAAUCCCUAGCACAUCCUAAUCCUAUUUAUAACAUACCUAGAACUUAAUGUUACUUUUACGCUUGACCAAGUAGGCAUCUUAGUUGCCCU
Molecule: messenger RNA, 1697 nt
Organism: Truncatella angustata
Lineage: Eukaryota; Fungi; Ascomycota; Sordariomycetes; Amphisphaeriales; Sporocadaceae
Exons: 1
Coding region: 282-1409 (375 amino acids)
Source: RefSeq, a predicted model, not a curated record